AGCAGAAUGUGUGUGAAUGUUAUUCUUGAGUGUGUCAAUUAUGUGUUUUAGGUUAUAACUUAUUGUUACGAAUUGAAUAUACUAAUUCUGUUUUUAUUAUUAUCUUUUUAAAAUAUAAAUAUACGUUACAAUGAAACGCAAAGUUAAAGAUUUAGAUGACGAAGAAAGCAGGUUGUCAUCGUUGUUGUUUAAUAAAUCCAAAAAAUUCGUUGACAAUCUCUCAACGUCUGUGAAAACUGAAAACGAUUUGGAUUUGAAACCCGCAUGGAUUGACGACGAUGAUGACCAGUUCGGUGUUGAUAUUAUUCCUGGGACAAAGAGCAAAGCUCUUUAUGUUCAGAAACUUAAAACAAAAUAUGAAACGUUGAUAGGGACUCCAAGUUGGGCUAAAGUAUCAAAUGCAUCUAGCGACAAGAAAAAGUCAGAAGAAAUACUUCGCACUGUAGGCCAUUUGCAGAAACAAAAAUCAAAAGGCCUUCGAAAAGAUAAUCUAGAAUUCAAAACAUUUCCGAAAGUUAAUUCAGAGACUGGUAACGAAGGUCCACGAAUUUCUACUGUUGUUUUUCAUCCUAAGAUCAGUGUUGUACUCGUAGCUGGGCAAUCUGGUAUUGUUUCACUCUUCUCUAUUGGCGGUGAUGUCAAUAACAAACUACAUAGCUUUAAUUUAAAUAAAUGGAAGGUUACGACAGCUCAGUUUACACCCGAUGGCUCAGAGGCAUUUAUUGCAUCAAAAUUGCAACACAACUACUGUGUUUACAAUCUUGUUAAAGCUGAACCUAAAUUAGUUCAGUUACCAAAAGCAAUAAAGAAACCCAAAUUAUUUAAGUUAUCUCCGGAUGGCAAAUAUAUAGCUGUUAGUGAUGGCUUGGACGAAGUAUUUAUAAUUUGUGCAAAGUCUAAAGAACUGUUGAGAUCAUUGAAACACAAUAUGAAUGUUGAAUCAUUGAUAUUUAGCCAUCAUUCUGAAUUACUGUAUUGUUAUGGUGUUCAAGGAGAAGUUACAGUGUGGGAUCUAUCAACAUAUAGGUCAGUUCAGAAGUUUUAUGACAAUGGCUGUGUUACAGCAUCCUGUAUAACAAUGAGCGACUGUGGGCAGCUUUUAGCCACCGGAAGCGGUGAAGGAAUUGUUAAUAUAUAUGAAACAAAUAAUUUAACUACAAGAGAACCAUUGCCGCUUAAAACAAUUUCAAAUCUUACAACUAAAAUAACAAAUCUUAGUUUUAAUCCUACGUCGGAGAUCUUAUCAAUGUCAUCAAGCUACCUACCGAAUGCAGUUAAGCUUGUACACAUACCUUCAUAUCAUGUAUUCCAAAAUUUCCCAAAUCAAAAUUUGCAACAUGUCGAGGCAGUAAACUUUUCACCUCACAGUGGUUAUAUGGCUCUCGGUAAUAAUAAGAGUUGUGCCUAUUUGUACAGAUUGAAAUUUUACAAGAAUUAUUAGAAUAUAAUUUCUGAUAUUGUAAACAGCAUAAGUAUGGUUAAUGUAAUCACCAUAGAUCAUUGAGUCUCGGGUAUUCAUAACUAAUCUCUUUGUACCAAGUUAAAAUGGAAGUCAUCAGGGUAACCUGUUAAUAAAAUGUAAGGAUAAAUAAUUGAAUAUUGCAAUUAACAAGUGUUUUAACUUAAUGUGUAGUUGCAGAGCAGAGUCAUAAUGAUCAAUGGUGAUUAUGAAUCUAAUUUUAUGUCUGAUGUACAUUCUGCAAACAAUCAUUAUUCCAUAUUGUUGCUUUGGUUAAUUUUUUUUUGUGUCGAUAUACCAUUAAAAUAUAUUUUAAAAAACUAGAUAACUCAUUCUAAGAUAUGAUUGAUGUACUAAGGUAAUAAACAAAUGAAAGCCCAAAAUGAUUUUUAUUGAACCGGCAUUGUUGCUGUUAAAAUAACAUGGGCCCAAUAUGUAAUGUUCCAAUAGUGUUUAAGGUGUUGACCUAAAACUUUUAACAGACCACUUUUGUAUUGCAUAUUGUUGGUAUUAAAUGUAGCAGAAUAACAUUCAAAAUUGUUUUAUCUCAAAAUUAAUAAUAAUAAUAAUAAUCAUUUAAAGUAUCAGACGCAACCUUUUCCUUUGCCGUUAGGCACAAAAAUUGGCGCCUAUAUAAAGCUUUUAUUAACAUUAAAAACAAAAUGGCUUAUUUAUAAAGAAAUACUAUUAUAAUAUUCUGUUUUUAAUUAUACAUUUUUGGAAGAUAAUUGUUCCCCUAGUGUAACUAUAGUGCUAGGUGUAGUAUAUGUAUCUAAAACAUUUCGCCCUUUAUAGGCAUAAAUAUAAUUUUAUACCUUAUAAUAAUAAUUAUUACAGCAUUAUCACAUAUCGAAAGUAACACAAUU
Molecule: messenger RNA, 2325 nt
Organism: Vanessa atalanta (red admiral)
Lineage: Eukaryota; Metazoa; Arthropoda; Insecta; Lepidoptera; Nymphalidae
Gene: wcd
Product: U3 small nucleolar RNA-associated protein 18 homolog
Exons: 2
Coding region: 131-1441 (436 amino acids)
Biological process (GO): rRNA processing
Cellular component (GO): small-subunit processome; Pwp2p-containing subcomplex of 90S preribosome
Molecular function (GO): protein binding
Source: RefSeq, a predicted model, not a curated record